GAAGGAGAGCCGCGAGCCGGCCCGGAGCGGGGAGCCAGGCAGGAAGAAAGAAAAAGAAAAACCCAACAACUCCCGGCAGUAAAAAAAGAAAAAUAAAACCGAUGUAACAAAUAUUCAUAGUGAUGUGAAACAAAUUCCUAUAUUGGCCAUGCCCAGAAAUGAGUGUCUUCUCCAUAUUUAGUCUAUCACUAGAAGCAUUCUCACUUAAACCAAUAUGGAUGUCUGCUGAUCAGAAGCUAGAGAGCUACCUAUUAGCAUCAGAUGGUGACUGCGUCUUACAAUUUCUGUCCCUGUGUCUGAGGGAGAUAGUCUGCGUGCUGUGGAAAUGAACGGAGAACAGCAGCUUGACACAGAUGCUGGAUCUGGUGUGGAGGAAGUGGAAUUUAACUGGGAUGAAUAUCUAGAAGAUACAGGAUCCAUAGCAGCUCCACAUGGGUCUUUUAAGCAUGUGGACACAAGUCUGCAGAAUGGAUUUGCCCCUGGCAUGAAACUAGAGGUUGCUGUAAAAUCUGACCAUGAAACUUACUGGGUUGCCACCAUCAUCACCACAUGUGGGCAGUUACUCUUGUUGCGUUAUGAUGGCUAUGGAGAGGACCGAAAAGCAGAUUUCUGGUGUGAUAUCAGGACAGCUGAUUUACACCCUAUUGGCUGGUGUGAGCAGAAUAAGAAGAUUCUCAAAGCACCUGAAGGUAUCAAGGACAAGAUUUCUGACUGCAUUGAGUUCCUACGGGAGACCCUGAAGGGAGCAUGUAGUGCUCCUUCUAACCUGCUAGAGGGCCUUCAUAAAGGGAAGAAUCCUUUGGAUCUCAUUGCACCAGGCUCCAGACUGGAAUGUCAAAAUUUCCAGGAUUCUUUAAGCACUUGGAUUGUUAACGUAGCAGAUAAUAUUGGGGGAAGAUUGAAGUUGCACUAUGAAGGUCUGGAGAAUUCUGAUCAAUUUGAACAGUGGUUGUUUUACCUGGAUCCAUUCCUUCAUCAAGUUGGUUGGGCAUCUCAGCAGGGAUAUGAGCUUCAGCCUCCAACAGCCAUCAGACAUUUGAAAAGUGAGGCAGAAUGGCAGGAGAUCUUAACCAGAAUUAAAGAGGAAGAAGAAGAAUCAUUGAUACCCUCUGACUUAUUUAAGGAUAAACCGGUAAUUGGUCAUCACACAUUCUCUGCAAACAUGAAAUUGGAAGCGCUAGACCCCUCAGCCCCUUUUGCUAUUUCUCCUGCUACAAUUGUUAAGGUGUUCAAUGAGAAAUAUUUUUUGGUGGAAAUUGAUGAUUUGCGACCAGAGAAUCCCAUAAGACGAUCCUUUGUGUGUCAUGUUAAUAGUGCUGGCAUUUUCCCAGUACAUUGGAGUUUGAAGAAUGGUUUACAUCUCAGCCCCCCUCUAGGCUACCCGAAUCAGGAUUUUGACUGGGCGGACUACCUCAAACAAUGUGGUGCUGAAGCUGCUCCACAAAGUUGCUUUCCUUUGCCAAUUUCAGAUCAUGGCUUUAAGGAGAACAUGAAGCUUGAGGCAGUGAAUCCUACUGACCCUGAAGAAGUAUGUGUUGCUACUAUUACUGCAGUGAAAGGUUCAUACCUGUGGCUCCAGUUGGAGGGCUCUAAAAAGCCAGUACCUGAAUGCAUUGUAAGUGUGGAAUCCAUGAAUAUCUUCCCUGUGAGUUGGUGUGAAACCAAUGGAUACCAGCUCCGAUCUCCUCGUCGAGCAGUAGUGAAUAAACAGAGAAAAGUUGCAGUGGUUCAGCCAGAAAAACAAAUCAUACCUUCGAGGAUGGUCCAUGAAAGUCUGAAGAACCAGGAGCCGAAUUCUCCAGACUCAGUCACAAUUAAUGGAAAAUACUUCUGUCCAAAGAUCUACUUCAACCACCGUUGCUUCUCAGGGCCUUAUCUCAACAAAGGAAGAAUUGCUGAACUGCCUCAGUGUGUAGGACCAGGAAACUGUGUUCUGGUUCUUAAAGAGGUUCUCACAUUGCUGAUCAAUGCAGCCUAUAAACCAAGCCGUGUUCUUCGCGAGCUUCAGCUAGAUGAAGAUUCUGUGUGGCAUGGACAUGGGGAAACUCUAAAAGCCAAAUACAAAGGAAAAAGUUAUCGUGCUACUGUUGAGAUAGUGAGAACAGCUGACCGGGUAACCGAUUUCUGCCGGAAAACCUGUAUAAAAUUGGAAUGCUGCCCUAAUCUCUUUGGUCCUCAGAUGGUUCUGGACAAGUGUUCUGAGAACUGCUCUGUACUGACAAAGACCAAAUACACACACUAUUACGGGAAGAAGAAAAAUAAAAGAAUUGGGCGGCCACCUGGUGGGCAUAGUAACUUAGAGUGCGUUAUGAAGAAAACAAGCAAGAGACGGAAGAGGAGGAAGAACUUCUUUGUCCAUAAGAAGAAGCGCUCCUCAGCAUCUGUGGAUAACACCCCAGCAGGCUCUCCCCAGGGCAGCGGGUGUGAAGAUGAUGAUGAUCAGGAUGAAGUAGAUGAAGAAUCUCUAAGUGAAGAUAGUGCCUCUGAACAGCAAGAUGAGCUGCAGGAAGAAUCAGAAGUGUCAGAAAAGAAAUCAUGCUCUUCCUCUCCUACCCAAAGUGAAUUGUCUCAUUCAUUGGCUCAGGAUCGAGACAAGAGAAAAAGAAAACUUCGCACUUUUUCUUUCUCUGAUGAUGAGAAUAAACCUCCUUCACCAAAGGAAAUAAAGAUUGAAGUUGCUGAAAAACUGCAGCUGGACAGUAACCCACUGGAGUGGAGUGUGGCUGACGUUGUGCGGUUCAUCAAAUCUACAGACUGUGCUCCAUUAGCGAGAAUAUUCCUAGAUCAGGAAAUUGAUGGGCAGGCCCUACUACUUCUUACCCUUCCCACUGUUCAAGAGUGCAUGGACUUGAAGUUGGGCCCUGCUAUCAAGCUUUGCCAUCAUAUAGAGAGGAUCAAGUUUGCCUUUUAUCAGCAAUUUGCUAAUUGACAAGGAUGACCAAGGUGAACUGAACCUUUGAAGCACAAAUGCAGCGAGCCAUUGGUCUCUCUCUGAGAUGGCAUGAUGACUUUGGUGACCUCCAGAUGUCUGCUUGCUGUGAUUUUGCACUUUCAGGGAAGGAAGACCACACACAUGAAGUAAAACAAUGCACACUAAGUGUCUACCCUGCCAAUGGAAUUGUGGUAGUCCUUUGUUCAUCAAAUUACAUUUUUUUUUAAAUAAAAGAUUGUGGGAAAAGAAAGAGACUCCUGUGAGGAGAAUAAGUGUUUCACAAAUUCAGGUGGUGUGGACUAAGAAUUAAGAGUAAUAUCCUAGGCUGCUGGAAUACACUUUUUCUGUUGCUCCUUUUCUUUUUGUUCCUUCCCAUGGUAGGUUGACAUGUUCUCUGCUUCCUUUUCUUGGGAAAAGAGAACAUGGCUUUAACUUAGCACUGAUAUAAGGCUAUGCCUUAAGGAAGACCAGUGCUCCAUUUUCAAUAUUCUUUUUAAGGUUUUUAAAACUAAAAGCAGCUCAUGGGGGAAUGUUUUGUGGAACCAGGGCUUUAUAUAUGUAUAGUUCCAUUUUAGCCCAUUUAAAAAGCUUUUCCUGGUGAUUUCUUUUUGUUACGAACUGUGUUGACAAUUGUAGUUAACAGUUCUGGGUGGAAUUUUUUUCCUGUGAUAGUUGCUUUGCUGUCACCAUAACAAUAAGGAAUUAUGUAAGAUGAAAGUUGAAGAAAGACAUUUAAAAAAAUUUAGUGAAAAAAUCUGUGGGAGCUUAUAACAGUUCCUAAAACUGACCUAAACCCAAAAUUCUCAUGAAUAUGAGAUUUUUACAGAGAUAUCUUCCAUCUUUGACACUGGUCAGCUAGUUAAGUGGCAUAUCAAAGAUUUGUUAGUAAUUUAAUUAAAUAGGUUUCUCUUGAGCUUCACAAGAGGAUUUUAUUAUUCUUUUCUCCUACAGUGGCUACUCCAUUCUGUCCUGUCUCAAGGUUCCUUUCUUCAUCUAGCUAACAUUCAUUUGACAAAUAGGCAAGCCUCCCUUCACUUGUUCCCAGCCCUACCAAGUUUUUAGCACUUCUGCUUGAGCCAAGUAGUUAAAACAUUAGUUUUUUCAGGAACCUAGAGCACAAGUUGAAAAUCCUCAUUCUGUGGAGGUGGCUUAAAAAUCCAAAAAGAAGUUGAAAGAUCAGAGAAUUGUUGGACCUCUGCACAUUUUUGAACUACUUCUCUGAUUUAACUGCAAAGGAAUCUCAAGAUAGGAUGUCAUCCACAUUUAGAUGAUCCUGAUGGAACAGAUCUAUAGCUCUUUUAAAAUCUAUAUCAUCUUUUUAGUAUUUAUGGCCCUGCUUUUUUAAAUUAAAUUGAAAAUUCAAGUGAAUUUGCUUUCCCAGUUAUGCUGUCGGGAGGCUUCAGCAGAACCGCCCAGCUGAGAUCUCUUGAUUUCAUUGUGGAUGGGGAAAAAAGAAGUGUGUGCUCAUGUCCUGUAAAUUAGGAUUUUUGAUGAAAAUCUUCCUUUUUUUUUUAUGAAAAUCUUUUUGGAUUAUCCCCAGUCACCAACAUAUUAUAUUCAGACCAUCCAUCUUCUUCAUAUUCUACUUUAGAUAUCCUCACACCUACUAACUUAUUGAUUAGGAAUUCUCAUUGUGGAUAUAGACAACAGAGCUUAUACGGUCUGGAUCCUCUCUACAUUAAAUAUUGAGUGAACUCCCUUAAAUUAGACUCUAUAGCCAAAUGACAAUAAGCACCAGUUAUUACAGUGCAUUUUGAAGAGGUGUUCAAUAAGUAUGUCUAGUAAAUAAGGCAUCCGUUUAUUUUUUUCAACAUUUGAUAGCUUCUAGAUGGUUCUCUUAUUACUUGGAUACUUCAGUGGACCAGUGAUUUCAUCUGGGUAAGUACUCCUUUUGGUAAUGCAAGUCACAAUCCAUCCAUGUCCUUGAAUCUUUUGGAACUCUUUGUCCUUCUCCUUCCCAUAAAUUUUUCACAGAGGGUCCAUUCAAAGUGGUGGGAACUUCUCUGGUUCUCCUGAAACUGCACCUAUAUCAGCAGGGGCUGACUAUCAUUAUAUCUUGUGCUAGACAUGAUCUCUCUAGGCAAACAUCUUGCUGAUGACAUCCUUUAUACCGCCUUUUUUGUGUAAUUUUUGGUUGGUGAUGAAUACUUUGCAGCUUACCCAUCAACUAUCCUGAACUUCUUCCUUACCCUUUGGGUCACCCUCUACUUUAAUUCUUCAGGACCUGUGGAACUCCAUCACUAGGACUUAUUCAGCAUCACUGGAAGCAUUCUGUUGGGCAAGGAAUUAUAAUAAGUUCCCUGAAAGUACUCAACUAUUUCCUAAAGGCAAUCCAAUUUACUAUCUUCCUCAUUGAUUCUGGCCCUAGCCCAUUAUCUGUGCACGAUAUUAUUUGUCCAACAUGUGUGUGCUAAUGAUGAGGCAACACUAUAGAUUGGUUGCAUCCAAGUGCAUAUCGUACUGUAGAGAGUAGACAUUCUUCCUCUAUUUAGUUUUUCUAGUGCGGAUAAUUAACCAUAUAUGUGUUUCACUGGGACAGAUUUCUAGAACCUUGGGUUACCUCCACAACAAGGCAUCAAAGUAACACUUUGUGGAGGUCAGUCAUAUAAAAAAAGUUUUAAUAUAAGUAAAAUAUAGCAUAAUGAGUAGAGAUAAUUGGAUAUUUCAAUAUGAAGAUUGGUCUGGUGAAGGAGGAGGUGGAAAUGUGUGGUAUUGGGCAUUAACUAGAGAGAUCACUUUUUGGAAUCCUGAUUAAUAAAAUUUUCUUCUGAUCCUAACUACCCAGUAGUGGAAUCAAUUCAAUUGAUAAUAUUUGGGGAGUUUAAGGAAAAUUCCUCUCACCCCAAAAUAGUAUUGGAAUUCUGUAAGUGGAGUUUGGACCCUCAAAUAUUUCCCAUCUUAAUUAGGAAAAUUAAACAUACUUUACAUGUGCAAGUCCACUAAAUACAACAAUUGAAAUGUUACUUUCCCCCAAAAUCUGUUUUUACUUCCAAAGGAACCAUAUAAUUCUGGAGCUUAAAAAGGGAACCUUAGAGAUGAAUCUAGUACAACUCUUCAAUUUUAUGUUUGGGGAAAAUGGAAGCCCCAAGAAUGUGGUGACUAUACAAAAUUAAACAAGCUGGUCAUUAAUAAAUAUAACCUGAAAGAGGGCCUGGGUUUUUUGAUUUCUCAGUGUAAGGCUCCUUUCACUGUACCAUAUUUCCCUCCUCCUAUCCACUUCCACAAUAUUUUAAUAUGUUUUCAAUAUUUGUAAUAUACAAGCCAAGUAAAAUCUCAGGGCCAUUUUCUUGGAAGGAGACCAUGACUUAAGACUGAAGCAUUCAUGCCUGUGAAUUUUCUACCAAACAUCUAUUGCAUCACUCCCUCAAAUAGAAUUCUUUCAGCAACUGUAUUAAAGAUGCAGAGUUAAACUGAAGAAAAAAACUAAUUGGAAAUCCUGCAUGGAAGCAAUAGUUUGGGAAUGUUUGGUGUGUCGCUGUGUCCUUUAAAAUAUGCAUUUCACAUUAGUAUUAGUGUAAGUAAUUAAAGUAGUAACCUCACCUCAUUUUGUUGGAAAGGUUAGAAGACUACGAUGAUGGGAGCCUGGAGCAUCAACCCAAUUUUAAUAUUUUGUAUCCAUUCUCUUCUGUCUCUUGAUGUUUCCUCCUUGAAUCACACCGGUUCCAUACUGGUGAUUCUUUUUGAGGUCUUUUCAUAGAUGCUCUGUAGAGGAGUCACCCAGCCUGAGGAAGGUCUUCUUUUGGUUUUUUUACUGUCUCAGGGUUACUAAUGUAAUUCCCAGGCUGUCCAUCUGUUGUUUUGAGGGACAGCUGAUCCACCUCCUUUUCUGGCCUGCAAAAUGCCUUUGGGAUCGCCACUUCUUGUGGGCAUGUCAUCACUGUGAACAUGCAAUAGUUUAUUUACACUCAUUUACACCCAUAAUUCAUGUUUCUGUUGCUGUUAGGGUUACCUGUAACUUAGCUUCAUUCAAGAUCAUGCUGUUCCAUUGUUGGCAGCCUGGCAGUUUGGGAUUGUUGAAAGUACUACAGGAUUUUCCAGAUUUGAUUCAGCCUAAUCUCCAUUCUCAGCCUAGCUCAUCAUCCAUUCACAGCAACUAUGCCCAGGAUAUAUAUGAAUGAGUUGCAUGUAUAGCUACAUAUCACAGCCUGGGAAAUACAAAAUUUUUCAUCUAUUUUAUUUUUUUUAAUAUAUAAUAUUAAAUCUAUCUCUUCUACAUUGCUGUGAUCUGAGGAGGUAGUGGUUUUUGUUUUGUUGUUUUUGUUUUUUAGUGUGUUAGAGCUUGAUGCAGUUGAUACAAUGUUAUCUGUGAAUAGAAGCAUUUGUAAAACCUCACUGUCUGUGUUUGGAUUCCAAUAUAGAGUAAUUUUCAUUAUACUGGAGAGCACUUUGGGUGACCGUAUGAGUUCCUUUUUUAUACCUUACUUGAUCAAUCAAUCAAUAAGCAUUUAUUAAACACCUACUAUGUGCCAGGCAAUAUGUCAUACACUAGGGAUCCUUUAUUUCAGUACUCAGCAGAUUGCUGAAGAAAGUUAUCUUUAAUGUUGAUGUUAGUCUCCUAUAUUUCCAAUGUAUAUGUGGGAGAUAGUCUUCUUAGAAGCCUUCAAGGAUAUAGUUUGUUCUGCUGAGUCAAAUCCUUUUUUUUUUUAAAUAAAUAGCAGCUAUGAUUCUUGCUGUAGUAAGACUUGCGAAAGCCUGUUUGUUCCUUUUUCAUGUUUUCAUCAAGGAUACCUUUGAUGAUUAUGCAGGCCAUUCUCCUAAAGAUGUUGCAGAACUUAGAAAAUGGGUAUUUGGGUUAACAGUUGUUGAAAUCUCAGUCAAACCAUCUGUGGUCUUUUCUAUUCUUUCAGAAUCUUUUCCUCUUUGAAAUAGCUUGAAAAUGGACCCCAGAGUGCCUUGACAAUGACCACCUUGAGCACAGAUUCCUUAUAUGCAUUUUGUCAGAUCAGCCAUUCUUCCCAAAUUCAUCUUAAGUGCUAUCACCGCUUCUUUAUGUAGUAUAUUGGGUAUUGAAAUGGCCAAAUACAUGGGUGGUAAUUAAAUUCGUACAACUAAUUAAGGAAACUGGUAUGAUAAAGAUGCUGGCCAGUAUAUUCCAUUUCAUGUCUGUUGUCAUCCCCAUCCACAGUCUAGUUUUGUCUGCCAGUGUUCUCAGGAGGACUUAGCUCUGCUUGGUCUCAUAUCAUAUUCUGAGCCAAAUCAUUUUUACCCACAAUUUUUACCCAAAAUAUUUGUGUUAUUUUGUAAAGUGAUAAUGCUCUUAAUCUUCCAUCAUCCUUUUUAGCAAAUAAGCUUGUACACUAAACUGGUGGUGUCCUUGGCUGCCAUUUCUCUACCCUUGGCAAGAAGAUUAAGUGUUUGCUGUUGGGGCAUUUUCUGGGGUCUUUUGGCCUCUUCACUCUAGUGACUGCUUUGUAUCAUUUAAAUUUCUCCUAAAAAUCAUGACAAUACCUUUUUUAGUCAGUUUAUUUCUCAUUUUUUGAAAUUAGUAAACUUAUUUCAACAGAUCAGGUUGUAAGUCAUCCAUAGACUUGCUUUUAAUUUGAUAAUAACAUUCUUAGAUUUAGUUAAGGAAACAGAGACACAGAGAAGUUAAGAAACUUGCUCACUUACUGGGGAUGAAGGGGUGGAGUGAAGACUUUGAAUGCAGGCUUUUCUGCCUCUCACAUUUUCUUCACUCCACCAUAUUGCUCCUGUUAAAACCGUCCAGCUCUUUUCUUCUUUGGACUUUGCUUUAACAAGCUGAGAUGGCUAUUGGAUCAGCAAUUAGUUAUUUCCAUAAUAAAAUUACUAAAAUGUAGUCAUUUUCAUUUUUCACAUUCUGGUUAAGUGCUUUACUAUAUCUAGACUCUUCCGAGUGUCUUAGAGUCACAUGGCUUCUGAGCAGCCUGCAGUCCUUUAAAUUCUUUGAUUUCUUGAUCUCAAACUAUAUUUACCAACAUGAUUUUUGCCUUUUUCUCCUGUAUCUAUUUUCAUAUUGAAGUCACCACAAAUGGGGAUAUAUGUUGAGUUAAUUUUGAAAUUUUUGUUAAGUUCAUCAAAAAAUCCAUCCUCUGCAAUGUAAGUUAUUGUGUAAGCUUCACUUAUUUUCCUGGUCUGUUUGCUUGCAUUCAUCACAACGACUGCAAGGCAAGAUAACCAAGUAUCCUCUGACACAAUGUUUGUUGUUGCCUUUGGAAAAACUAUGAAACCAACUCUGCCAACUCCGUUAUUCAUCUUGCUGAGGAAAAUAUGCAAGUUGUCCUUCCAUUUAUUUUAGCUGUAGCUUCUUUGUCUACUGAUUUCAUUUAUAACAAAAAUGCCAGUAUGUACAUGGUUAAUUUCCUCUGGUAGUAUCCAGCUUGUUGGUAGUUUGACAGAGAUGAGUUCCAACUGUCAAAUUAAUGUUUGUAGACAGUCUGGAGCCAUGUGAUUCUUAGCAUCCCUUCCUACCUUUCCCACUUAUCCACCCCUGUUUAGGAGAAAGUAACGAUCAACUUUGAAUUUUCAAAAGGGAUGAUUAUUCUUGAUUGCAUAAAAUAUUUCUGUGCUAGAUAUAAAUAUAUGUGCUCUUCAUUUCUUGGGAAAAAUUAUCUUUGGUUGCUGUAGUCAGAAAGAAUUAAUUGCAGAAUAGUUAUACUUGCGUAGAUUUCAUUUCCAGGUGGUAUUCUUGUUCACUCUAGUCCAACAGGAUGUCUUCCAUAACUGUGUGCUCAUCAUGUAUUGACUACUUUAGAAAUGUAUCAAUGUGCUGUAGUUUUCCUCUAGAUCCCUGAAAAUUUAACAGGGUGAUUAAUAACUUGUUUCAGCUUGGUCAUGGUGUUAGGUAAAUCAUUUAAACUACAUAUGCUGUGGGUUCUGGGGAAUUGGGGUUAGGGCUUUAGGCAGCUGAGCCAUCUAAUCAAACCACAGUGGGACUCUAGUUUUCAUAUUAUCCUUGCUUAUUUUGCAGUAUAGGUUAACUCUAGCAUAUGUUCCAUAGUAUAUUCUGAGGAUAGGGCACAUUAUACCUACUAACCUUCUAGCAGAGACAUAGAUGUUUAAUUAUUCCACAAGUAAAACUAGUAAGCCAGAUCUCACACUUGGCUUUUUUGUGCCUCUUUUUCCAGGAAUUAAAAUUCAACUCACUGUGAGAUAGGGAACAUUGGACCAUAGCUUCUUCAGAACUUUGAUGUAACUUAACUUUCUACUUGAUACCAGUUCAGCAGGUGAUCUGGGAUCUAAAAUAGGCUCAGAAUGAUGGUAAUUGCUUUGUUGGGACCAGGUCUCAAAACCAUGUCCCUAAAAGUAUGGUAAAUGAUUUUUUUUUUCCUGGGGAUGUACAGAGAACAUCAGGGAGUUUUAGGAGCAUGUGGGUUGUGACAUAAAUGGGGGUACUGGGAUAAACUAUUAGAGAGGCUUUUAUUUAUCUGGCGUGUUCACCAAAGAAUUUUCUUAUGAUUAAGAUGUUGAGAGGUUUGAGUUAUUCCUAUUGUCAUUGAUGUUUUGAGAGAAAAGCCAGGAGCUAAGUCCAUGGCAGAAGCCAAUACAGGACUGGGUCUCUAGGCAUGUGUUUGUAGGGAAUGUGUGUUGUUUAGUUUUAGUUUUAAAAAGUAAUUCAACACUUUUCUGUAUUAUCAGUAGGAGACUCAUUGGCCUUAUGAAGCUGAUGAGAAGGGAAUACCAUCAGUCUUGGUGGGAAUCAAGUACCCCUUCUGUGAAGCUGAACUGGUUGGUUCUGGGUCAUUACAGUAUGUGGAGUGCUGCCUCAAAACCACUGUAGAAAGUAAGCCUACCAUAAAGCCAAAAAAAAUUCAGUCCUUUUCAUGCAAAUAUUACUUAUUCUUGACUUUUUUCACUAUUAAAAACAUUUUACUAAUGAACUUUUGUCAAUCUCGCCCUUUGCAAGAGACUGUGAGUACUUUGGAAACUUGAAUUUCUCCAGAUAAGCCACACAUGGACUUGAAUUUCCAGCUAAAGAGUUCUAAACUGUAUGCUCAAAGUCCAAUUGUAUCCUAUUCUAAGCCCACCUUUUUGGGUGCUCCCUUCAAAACUUUCCCCAAACCAUACCAAUAGCCUUGUUUUUGAAGGCAGCCUUAGGGGUAAAAGAGUAGAGGGUGGGUGUUGGAUGCACUGAAGAUUACAAGGUUCUUUAUUGCAGUGUUUAAAGAAUCUUCUAUUUUUACAACCAGCAAAACCAGGAAUUGAAGUGGGAGAAUGGAAAAGUAGGCCUUUAAUUUCUAUCCCAUAUUCCUUUUCUGGUUUAAGAGACACGGUUCAGUCUGUCCCAGUGCUGUGACCUAUCGCAAAGACUGCUAUUCAAAAGGAAAUAAACCAGAACCUUGUCAGCUGGGUCUCCAACACCAGCACUGAGGCCCUGACCCGGAAGCCUCCAUGGGAGGUAAGGGGUCUCACUUCAACCCACUUUGGAGGCAAUAGGUGAAACUGGCAUAGCACAAUGCCCCCAUCUGAAAAAUGUUUUUGCACCAGGGUCAUAGUGUUAUCGUAUGGCUACCAUAUGCUAGGUUCAUAUGUAGAUACCUGCCCCACAACCUUGGCAGAAUGAGAGUGGACAAGGCUAAAACACUUGAAUUGAAUGGAGUGGUGGUUUGAAUUCUGGAACAACCCAAUAUAAGAAGCAGCUGACUUUGGUAGGUUAUGAUACUCAGGCAAAAAAAAAUAAGCUGGUUGUAUUGUCAGUCACUUAGUUCCACUUUGCAAGAAACCUUUAAGGAAGGUGUCUUGAGGUUUUGAGUUUUCCUCCCUCUUCUUUUUCUCCUUUCCUCCUUUUUAGUCGAAUAACUCUAUGUAGACAAUCAGAGGUCUGCCAGGUAGGGACUCCUGGCUGGUACCAGCACCAUGUUUAGGCCUCUUUCAUAUACUAACUCAUUGGAACUGAUGCACUUUGUUUCCUGUAUUUUGCCUUUUUUAUUAGCUGCUUGUUUGGAACAAAACAAAAUGCAUACUGUGUUGUGACCUUCCUGCUUGCUGUUUUUUCCUUAAUUUCAAAAGUUAUGCAUCAAGGGUAAAAUACUACUUAAGGAGAAAUAUGCACAAAACAAAUAUGCCUAUUGAAAAUAAUGUCCAUCAUGUUUGGUAGGUGUAGUGACUUCAAAGGAUUUUAAAAACUAUUUUAGAUGGGUAUUUUGCUUGUUUCCUUGUAAAUAAGAAUGUAAAUAAGUUUGUGGUAUGACAGUUUUAAGUGAUUGUAAAAAAAAAAUAAAA
Messenger RNA from Vombatus ursinus (common wombat), 12112 nucleotides. It is a transcript of the gene SFMBT1, whose product is annotated as Scm like with four mbt domains 1. Lineage: Eukaryota; Metazoa; Chordata; Mammalia; Diprotodontia; Vombatidae. The coding region runs from base 326 to 2929 and encodes 867 amino acids. Gene Ontology annotation, molecular function: histone binding; transcription corepressor activity. The transcript has 22 exons. The record is from RefSeq and is a predicted model, not a curated record. Gene Ontology annotation, cellular component: nucleus. Gene Ontology annotation, biological process: regulation of DNA-templated transcription.